CCUUAGACACUACCUAACUCUCAGAUUACACCGCGAUCAUCUACAUACCUGCCCUAGGUAGCACUAUACAUACUGGGCACUGCGUAUAGCACCCUUCAUCCACAAACUUCAAUUAAUAAAUGGACGAACAAUGGAUGUGAUACAAUUCCUUUAUUCAUCUUAAUGCCCAUCGACAUAAGCACCAAAGCUCUCCAUUAAAUCCCCCAACCACUGCCACAUACGAAGUAGCACUACAACCCAUUGAGACAACGACAACUAUGGCGGGAAGGUCCCGCUGGGCGGACACAGAGGAGGACGCAGCCCUCGAAGCUAAAAACAAGCGCGAAAGGGAAGAAAAGAAGCGUCUGAAACUCGAAAAGGCACGAAUAGCAGCCGAAGAAGAAAGACGCGCCCAAGAAAAGGCCAAGGCAGAGGCGGAAGCGGAAGCAACCAGGCAACGAGCCUUGCAAGAAGAGCCGCAGAACCAAGAUGGAGAACAGUACGAUAGACCACCUGCUAAGCGACGAAAAUUGACACCCGAAAGGAAUGAGAAAGGAGGUGGCGGAGAAACCGAUAACGAAAGCAAUGCGAAGCUCCUACGGUUCGAGAGUGGCAGCUGGAGCAAGUCGCGCAGCGUCGAGAAUUACGACAAGUUGAAUGACAUCGAGGAAGGCUCAUACGGAUGGGUUGCGCGAGCACGGGAAAUCAAAACGGGCAAGGUAGUCGCGCUGAAGCGUCUGAAACUCGACUCGUCCGACACAACAGGCCUUCCCGACACCGGGCUGCGCGAGAUCCAGAUCUUAAAAGACUGUGAGCACCGCAACAUUGUCCAGCUACGCGAGGUAGUAGUGGGCGACGACACGUCCUCGCGCAUCGAGAACGUAUUCCUGGUCCUAGAGUUCCUCGAGCACGACCUCAUGUCCAUCCUCGGGGACAUGCCCGAGCCCUUUCUGGCGUCCGAGGUCAAGACCUUACUCCUGCAACUCGCUGCCGGUGUCGCCUACCUGCACGAUAACUGGAUCUUACAUCGCGAUCUCAAGACUUCCAAUCUUCUCCUCAACAACCGUGGCCAACUUAAAAUUGCCGACUUCGGCAUGGCCCGCUACGUCGGCGACCCCGCUCCCCCCAAACUCACCCAGCUCGUCGUCACCCUAUGGUACCGUGCCCCGGAGCUCCUCCUCGGCGCCACAACCUACGGCUCCGCGAUCGACAUGUGGAGCGUCGGCUGCAUCUUUGGCGAGCUGCUCGCCCGCGAGCCCCUCCUACAAGGAAAAACCGAAGUCGACGAGCUCAGCAAGAUCUUCGAGCUCUGCGGCAUCCCCACCGACGAAUCCUGGCCCGGCUUCCGCCGCCUCUCCAACGCGCGCCUCCUCCGCCUCCCCAAGAACACCGCCGCCAACACCGGCCCCGUCAUCCGCGCCCGCUUCCCCACGCUCACCUCCGCCGGCAGCGCCCUGCUCACCAGCCUACUAUCCCUAAACCCCGACCAGCGGCCCUCCGCCAAGGACAUGCUGACGCACGAGUUCUUCCGCCAGGACCCCAAGCCCAAGCACGAGGCCAUGUUCCCCACCUUCCCCAGCAAGGCCGGCCAGGAGCGCCGGCGGAAAAGGUCGACGCCCAACGCGCCGGGGCGCGGGCAGAAGGCCGCGGACCUGGGGAAUGUUGAUUUUAGCGGCAUCUUUGCCUCGAGGGAGAAGGAGGAGAGGGGGGGUGGGUUCGCGUUGAGGAUGGUUUGAUACACCCUUGGCUACCUACCCAAGGUACCUAAAGAAAGGUAUUAUCAGAUACCUACUACUACUACUACUACUACUA
Molecule: messenger RNA, 1791 nt
Organism: Hypoxylon fragiforme
Lineage: Eukaryota; Fungi; Ascomycota; Sordariomycetes; Xylariales; Hypoxylaceae
Product: kinase-like protein
Exons: 1
Coding region: 258-1715 (485 amino acids)
Biological process (GO): regulation of mitotic cell cycle; protein phosphorylation
Cellular component (GO): nucleus
Molecular function (GO): cyclin-dependent protein serine/threonine kinase activity; ATP binding
Source: RefSeq, a predicted model, not a curated record